AUGCUGGUUUAUACCAUACUUCUGUGUGCUGUCUGCAUAGUUUCUUGCCAGGAUUUGAAGUCUCUUAUACGCCCAACAGGGAGGACAGCAAAGUUCACAUGUGGAGUUGAUGGGGUUUAUAUAAUAAAUCAAGGUCUCCACUGGUAUCUUCAGGACAGCAGCAAUAAUAUAAAAUGGUUACUGUUUUAUAAGCCUGGGAAGACUGAAGCAUUGGAUGACUAUAAGAAACGAAUAUCCUUGGAAAUAUACUCAGACAGUUCUUGCAUCUUGAGCAUCACAAAUAUUAAGCCUACAGAUGAAGGCACGUAUUUCUGUGCAGCAUGGCACAGCCACACUUUGCUGCAACUACAUAAGGGAUUUAUACAGUAUCCUCUUAGCAAGCCUCUAAUUUGCCUUCAUGCUCCCUGUUGGUACAUAAGCAUUGCAGCACAACUAACUGGCUUCAACUUUCUGUUGUCCAAUGAAAGCACAGACCAGAUAACCUCACCAGAUCAACCUUUGAAGGAACCAGAAAUAACCAUCCUUAAAUCUAGCACUGAAGAUGUGAUUAGAGAAGGGUUUGCAAUUUAUAUGUGCAACCUGCAGAAUUUCUUCCCUGAUGUGAUCAGAGUGGUCUGGUAUGAAGGUAAUAAUGAGAAAGAGGUGCAGUCAGAGCAAGGUGAAAUUGAACACAGUAACAGUACAAACACCUAUUCACUGAGCAGCUGGAUAAAAGUACCCAAAUCUGACCUGAGAAAGAUGUUUACCUGCAAGUACAAACAUGACACAACCAAAGAAGGCUGGAAAAUGGAAUCUGUAUCAGGAAAUGAGUACAAUCUAGGUUUGCCAAGUUUUAAUCGUAUGAUCUAUCGAGCAGCACAACUUACCUAUGCUAUGCUAAUCUUAAAGAGCCUAAUGUAUUCGCCAAUUCUGAUUUUCAUAAAGUACAAAACCAACCCAUGA
This is a messenger RNA of Nanorana parkeri, 942 nucleotides long. RefSeq lists its product as uncharacterized. Lineage: Eukaryota; Metazoa; Chordata; Amphibia; Anura; Dicroglossidae. The record is from RefSeq and is a predicted model, not a curated record. Bases 1 to 942 code for a protein of 313 amino acids. The transcript is spliced from 5 exons.